ACAAUUUCUGCAGCCUCUUUCAGUCUUCCUAUCCAAUCCAGAAAAUAAUUUUCAACUCAUUUUCCCUUAACCCAGUACAAACUUUCUGGGCAUGAAAAUGGCUGCUCAUACUCUCUCAACGCCAGCAACUACUCCACCUGGAAUUUCCCCACAGAAUUGGAAGCACACCAACCACUUUUUUACAGCCCAAAACAUGUUAAAAUCACAGAGUCACACACUACAGGGUCCAUGGCUGGGCUGCACAAGCAGAAUAUCGGUCCAUUCCUCUAAUCUCAGACCCUUUAUCCAAAGACAUCGACCCAUUAAAGCCACUGUCAUUUUUAGCCUGCCCACUUCGAAUCCUGAGAGGGUUGCUUCAGCUGAGAAAGUUCCCAAAUGGUCAGCGAAGGCAAUAAAGUCAUUUGUAAUGUCUGAAUUGGAAGCUAGGAAGCUCAAGUAUCCAACUACUGGGACUGCAGCUCUUCUUAUGGGAAUCUUAAUUGAGGGAACAAAUUUUGCUUCAAAAUUUUUGCGGGCAAAUGGAAUUACACUUUCGAAAGUUCGUGAAGAAACUGUAAAGCUACUUGGAAAGGCAGAUAUGUAUUUUUUCAGUCCUGAGCAUCCUCCUUUGACUGAAGAUGCUCAAAGAGCCCUUGAUUGGGCUGUCGAUGAAAGCUCAAAUCUGAAAAUGGAAUGUCUAUGCUUUUCUAUACUCUCAGGGAACAUGCAUGUGAAUGCAGGUGACGAUCGGGAAGUUACAACUGCUCACUUGCUACUUGGAGUGUGGUCACAAGACGAAUCACCAGGGCACAAGAUAUUGGCUGCUUUUGGCUUUAAUGAUGAGAAAGCUCAAGAGCUGAAAUCUGUAAUUUCUGAACCUGGAUUUAUAGACGAUUAAUAGCUUUUGGAUUUAAUUGUUGCAAUUGAUAUCAUUUUUAGGCCUGAAAACUACAUGAAUGAAUUAUUUCAUGCGAUUAUCAAAGAAAUGGUUACACAUUUUUAGAGGACAAGUUGAUUCCA
This is a messenger RNA of Coffea arabica (coffee), 999 nucleotides long. Its product is annotated as ATP-dependent Clp protease ATP-binding subunit CLPT2, chloroplastic. NCBI's taxonomy places the organism in Eukaryota, Viridiplantae, Streptophyta, Magnoliopsida, Gentianales, Rubiaceae. The record is from RefSeq and is a predicted model, not a curated record.